This is a messenger RNA of Eruca vesicaria subsp. sativa (arugula), 678 nucleotides long. The record is from the annotation of a GenBank genome assembly. NCBI's taxonomy places the organism in Eukaryota, Viridiplantae, Streptophyta, Magnoliopsida, Brassicales, Brassicaceae.
AUGGAAGAAAAUAAACCGGAAACUUCAAUGCCACUAGUUCCCAUAGAGAGCUUCUCUUACAGUUGGUUAGUUAACUUUCCUCCAUUAGAAGUUUCCAUUGAUGAUUAUCAUCAAACCUACGAAGAUUCUUGUUCUUCCUCCUUCAUAGAGAUGGAUCCAAGAUUGCCUCCUUCUAAAAGAUUCUUCAUCAACAAAGCCCAUGAAAGUAGCUUCAAGUUCGAUAACAUUGUCUCUUUUUCCGACGAAGAUCACUCCUUAGUUCACGCGGACGAGCUUAUCCGCGACGGCUACGUCGUGCCUUACGUAUCAAUAGCCACGUUAGCAGCUACCGAGGAAGAAUAUGAGCCGUUGGAUACGAAAACAGAGAAGAAGGUGGAGACACGUGACAUUAAGAGCAAGUCAUGGAGACUAUCGAAAUGGGUUAUGUUGAAGUAUCUUGAUUUCUUGACGCCAUUGUGUAAAAGAUUAAGGAGAUGUAGAUCCUCUAGAUCACCAGGAGGUAUUGGAAGUGACAAGAGGAUCCGCAUAACGACGUUGUCUAGAAGCAGAGUUUAUUCUGAUGAAACGACGUCUUCGCCAAGAAUUGCAGAUGAUUAUUAUUGGAGAAGGUCUUGUGAUUCAGAGAACUCCAUUUACGAAGCCGUUCUUCAUUGCAAGAAAUCUUUCGGUGUGUUAUAG